AUGGCCACCGUCACCACAAAGACUGGCCAGGCGGUCGAUCGCCUGGUCCUGGACUCAAUGCUCCGCCGCCGCAUGUUCUACACCCCCUCCUUCGAGAUCUACGGUGGCGUGUCUGGUCUCUAUGACUUUGGCCCACCCGGUACUGCGCUGGUCGCCAACAUGACCGAGUUGUGGCGCAAGCACUUUGUCCUCGAGGAGGAUAUGCUCGAGGUUGACUGCACCAUGUUGACCCCUCACGACAUCCUCAAGACCAGUGGGCACGUGGACAAGUUCGCCGACUGGAUGUGCAAGGACCCCAAGAAUGGCGAGAUUUUUCGUGCCGACCACCUGGUGGAGGAGGUUUUGGAGAACCGGUUGAAGGGUGACAAGGAGGCUCGUGGCCAGAAGGUCGAGGUUGACGCCGAGAAGGAGGCCAAGAAGAAGAAGAAGCCCAAGAACGAGACCAAGGCCGUCAAGCUGGACGACGCGCUCGUUAAGGAGUACGAGGAGAUCCUUGCGCAGAUCGACAACUUUGAUGGUCCUGCUCUUGAGCAGCUCAUCACCAAGUAUGAUAUUCGCAACCCCGCUACUGACGGCAAGGUCGAGCCCCCGUCGCCUUCAACCUCAUGUUCCAGACCUCCAUUGGCCCCACCAGCAACCUGCCAGGUUACCUGCGUCCGGAGACUGCCCAGGGUCAGUUCCUGA
Molecule: messenger RNA, 684 nt
Organism: Penicillium daleae
Lineage: Eukaryota; Fungi; Ascomycota; Eurotiomycetes; Eurotiales; Aspergillaceae
Product: glycine--tRNA ligase
Exons: 1
Coding region: 1-684 (227 amino acids)
Biological process (GO): mitochondrial glycyl-tRNA aminoacylation
Cellular component (GO): cytoplasm; mitochondrion
Molecular function (GO): glycine-tRNA ligase activity
Source: RefSeq, a predicted model, not a curated record